AUGAUGACUUAUAACGAGCAGCGGUCCGCCAAUAAGGACUUGGAAGCCCCUCGCUAUUACAACGCUCCCAUGGCCCAGCAGCUGUACAUGCUGAUAGCCAACCAGAUACAUCCGCAGAGCAUCUGCAUGAACACUCAUUUCAACCCGGGCUACCUGCAACACAACAACGUCCACUUCGUGCAGAAUUAUCCCCUGUCACAAAGUCCAAGCCAACCGCUGAAUCAGACACAGACGUCACAACCCCAGACUUCGCAGUACCAGGCACCGCUUGGGUACCAGCAAAUGUAUGAGGGAAACAAUUACAUGCCCGUUCAAAGUAUGCAGCGAUCGUCUCAACAGUUGGGACCAUAUGGAACAUCUCUGAUGCACACGCUAACGCUGGCGCAAGUGACAGGAAUGGGACUUAACAGCAUGCCCAGCCAAAUGAACGGUCAGAUGGCCGGUCAGAUAACCACUCAAAUGGGCACUCAGAUGGGCAGCCAAAUGUCCACCCAGAUGAACGGACAGUUGCCCAACCAGAUGACGUCGCAGAUGAACGCACCAAUUGGAAUGACUUCUCAAAUGGCAACACAGAUGGCGUCGCCUGUCUCCACGCAGAUGUCUUCACAAAUGACUGGCCAAAUGGCGCCACAGGUGAGUGGCCAAUCCACACAGAUUGGCAAUUCCAUGGGAAUGGCCAUGUCAGGAAUCUCACAGCAAACGUACCGCAAUCCACCUUCGCAGAAGCAACUUAUAGAGCGAUUACAGGAGUUGUUGCCAGUGCCACCGCUAAUCAAGGCAUGCACGCGGCCAGAUGUGACGCUUUCAAACACCCACAAACGCACCAAGCGGAAAUCAAAGUUUUCCAAGCGUCAAGACGAGAUGAUUGUGCGCUUGAAGAAGGAAGGUCGGCCAUGGGUGGAGAUCGCCGAGAUGGUGGGCGUUGGGUCGUACUUGGCGGCCCGUAAUAGGUACCAGGUAAUUGUGGGCCAGCAGGGCAACAACAACAGUCUGAGCUGGACCGCAGAGGAUCGGGACGAGCUCCAGAAGCUCUUGGAUUCGGCUGAGUUGGAUAAAUGGCGGUACAUCGCCAUGGAACUCUCCAAGGCCACCGGCAAAAACUACACUGCAGAGGAAUGCCGAGACCAUGCCCGUCAAAUGUUCUGGCAGAAUCCCGCGGCGAUGGGAGUGCUGGAGGCGACGGUGCAAGAGUUACAUAAGGAGAAGAGGGUCACCGAGAGACUCUUACAGGCUGCUGCCCGGGAGGACUACGACUACUUGAAGAAAUACGAUGGUAGUCCGGAGUUGUCCAUGUAG
Messenger RNA from Sungouiella intermedia, 1296 nucleotides. The record is from the annotation of a GenBank genome assembly. NCBI's taxonomy places the organism in Eukaryota, Fungi, Ascomycota, Pichiomycetes, Serinales, Metschnikowiaceae.